CACAAAUACUCGUACGUGCUCUAACUGCUAAGAACUCUUGCGAAGUCACGGUGUCGCAAGAAACUUUGGUUUGCCGUGAGCCUUCCUCGGAGCUCUCUGCAAAGUGUUACCACUCAGUUAUUGAGGGCGAUGUCAUCUUCCAGCGACAAAGGAUGGUCGGUCGGCGACUUGGAGGUUAUUGGAGCGGGAUGGGCGCGCACUGGAACGACCAGCCUGUGGGUUGCGCUCAACAAGCUCGGAUACAAGACUCAUCACAUGCGUGAGGUGUUUCAGCACCAGAAGACUCAGCCGGCGGCAUGGGAGCAGGCGGCAGCCGACAAGGCCGCGGGCCGGCCCAUCAACUGGGCCGCCGUGCUGGGGGGCUACACGGCCUGCGUGGACUGGCCCUCAGCCAUCGUCUACAAGGAACUGUUAGCCGCGAACCCCAAGGCCAAGGUGAUUCUGUCCGUGCGCGACAGCUUCGACGCCUGGUACAGCAGCUGCCUGGACACCAUCUACCCGGUCGUGGAGCUCGGCCUGAGCAUCCGGCCGCCGGCGAUGCUGAAGCCCAUGUUCCGCGGCCUCUGCAAGUUCUUCACCAUGCAGCUGGAUCUAGUGUACGACCCCAUCUUUGGCGGCUACGAGCGCUUCAAGGACAAGGAGCACGUGCGCAAGAUCUAUGAGGCUCACCUUGCGGAGGUGAAGCGGGUGGUGCCGCCGGGCCAGCUGCUGAUCUUCAACCCCAAGGACGGCUGGGGCCCGCUGUGCGCCUUCCUGGGCAAGGAGCCGCCCGCGGAUGGCGCGCCUUACCCUUACGUGAACGAGACGCCUGAGUUUAAGGAGCGAAUGAAGGGCUUGGAGAAGCUGGCGGGGGCCAUGGAAAAGGCGACGUGGGUGCAGUGGGGCCUGGUGGCGGCGGCGGGCGUAGCGGUCGCUGUGGUGAUGCGGGCGCGGGCGGGUGCGGGCGCCAAGUGAAGAGGCAGGGCAUGCUGUCAGGUUUCUUCAUGACGAGUAGUAAUGCCCUUGCGCUUGGAUGUCGUGCACAAACUGUAUGCUUGCUUGAUUCCUGAUGUGAGACCGUCUCUGUGGCCGUGCUGUCCUGGAUACAUGCAGGCCUCAAUAAUUGUGCGUGCGCCUCGUUGCCAACUGAAUAUUUCUGUCACAAAUUGAUCCUUCUUUUGACAUCGAUGUUUGGGUGUGAGACCGGACUGUGUGACGUUCGGGGCCAGCGUGUGAGCACAGCCUUUGGUCGCUAACAGCACCAGUGUUGUUGCUGCAUGAAUGCUACGGUAUGUUGAUGUGCCGCCACUGGGCACCCAGCCUCAGAGCUCAGACGGUGGAGUGUGGUGUGGGCUAGGCCCUGUUCCCUGGUUCAAUUGCUGAUGCGAUUGCACGAAUACCGUAUGGUGCAUGCGCCUGACCAUCCGGGGGGGGGGGGCAGCGUGGGGGGGGGGGCAGCUGCUUCAUGGCAUCUGACCCUUGGAUUGCGAUUUCUCAUGGCAAAGCGCCGGCUGGACUCCAAUUGUUCGAGGCAGGAAGGCUGGCAGCAUCCGCGACUUGUGCCUGGGAGAGUUCGAUGCAAAGAGAUCUGAAAGCGCAAGCACGUCUAUGAACAGUAGUGUUUGAGAGCCCCUACACGCGAAGAUCGCCGUUAACUCCAAUACUUAUCUGGGCUGUGAUCACGCCGUGAUACCGUGUGCAUUGCGGUACUGAGGAGGCGUCAGAGGCAACAUAGGGUGUGGGCACGGUACGGCAUUGCAAGUAACCGGCUGUUGCAAGGCUUACGUGCGCCUGCGUGUACCGUACCUUACCAUUUUGUUCAGUGGAUUGGGAAGCUGUCCCAGUACGCACUGUUGGACUUCGCGUCCGCUUGGAGUGUACUACCCGACCGAC
Chlamydomonas reinhardtii is the source of this 1872-nucleotide messenger RNA. RefSeq lists its product as uncharacterized. The transcript has 6 exons. Bases 130 to 954 code for a protein of 274 amino acids. Lineage: Eukaryota; Viridiplantae; Chlorophyta; Chlorophyceae; Chlamydomonadales; Chlamydomonadaceae. The record is from RefSeq and is a predicted model, not a curated record.